AGAAAGAAAGAAAGAGUUCGGCAGAAGAAGAGAAAGAGUGUCAAUGUCGUUCUCGUUCUUCAGGGCUUCAUCGAGGUCUCCUCGAUCCGCUCUCCAAUCCGACCUCGCCAAGGCCAUCCGUGACUCUCUCCUCGCCCUCGACUCCAAGACCGCCUCCAAGGCUCUGGAAGAAGUUGAGAAAAAUAUAGCUACGAUGAGACAAGUGCUUUCUGGGGAUGGGGAUGCUGAACCAAAUCCUGAGCAGGUUUCAAAACUGGCGCUUGAUAUUUGCAAGGAGGAUGUUCUUUCUCUUCUUGUUCAAAAUUUGCCAACUUUGGGAUGGAAAGCUAGAAAGGACUUAGUUCACUGUUGGUGCAUUCUGUUGGGGCAGACUGAUGGUUCUACUCAUUGUUGCGUUGAUUAUCUUGAGAAGCAUGUGGAGCUCUUGGAUUUCCUUGUUAUUUGCUACAAUAACAAAGAAAUUGCUUUGAAUUGCGGUAGCAUGUUGAGGGAAUGCAUUAAGUAUCCAACCCUUGCCAAAUAUAUAUUGGAAUCAGCUAGCUUUGAGUUGUUCUUCAAAUAUGUGGAACUGCCAAAUUUUGAUAUUGCUUCGGAUGCACUCUGUACCUUCAAGGAGCUGCUAACAAGACAUGAAACCGCAGUUUCUCAAUUCUUAAGUGGCCAUUAUGAGCAGUUCUUUGAGCUCUAUGAAAAAUUAUUGACGUCAUCGAACUAUGUAACAAGAAGACAAUCCUUGAAGUUCCUUUCGGAAUUCCUUUUGGAGCCUCCAAAUUCACAAAUAAUGAAGCAAUACAUUAGGGAAGUGCGAUACUUAAAGAUUAUGAUGGCAUUACUGGAGGAUUCAAGCAAAAAUAUCCAAAUGUCUGCAUUCCAUAUGUUCAAGGUCUUUGUUGCUAACCCAAAUAAGCCACCCGAGAUCAUUGAUAUCUUGUCGAAGAACCAUGAAGCUUUGUUAAGGCAACUGCACAAUCUACCGACAAGCAAAGGUGGUGAAGAUGAGCAAUUUGACGAGGAGAGAGAUCUAAUAAUAAACGAGAUCAUGAGGGUCUCACAGCUAUUGAAUGCGGUUUCGUAGUUCAAUGCCUUAAUAGAUAUUAAGGCAUACAUAUAUACAUACACCUAUACAUAAAUAUAUAUAUAUAUUUGUUUUUUUCUUUUUUUAUUUUCAUGUUUAUUUCUCAUUUGUCCAUAACCAUAAUGUUUUGAAUCAUGUUCUGUAAUUUCUUUAGUUGUUGGGAGAAAUGUUUGGGGUGAGGUUUGGUGUGUAUUUUUCUGUUGUCAAAUGAGAAAAAAUGCUUGUAUAUCUCCUUAAAAAUGUGUGUCUUUUCAUAUAUGCCCCCAUCAAAAGUGAUAUUUGUAAACAUAAACAUGUUUUGUAUGCAAAGAAGAUGAAAACUGAACAUUAUGGUC
This is a messenger RNA of Dioscorea cayenensis subsp. rotundata (Guinea yam), 1410 nucleotides long. RefSeq names its product calcium-binding protein 39-like. The coding region runs from base 44 to 1075 and encodes 343 amino acids. Lineage: Eukaryota; Viridiplantae; Streptophyta; Magnoliopsida; Dioscoreales; Dioscoreaceae. The transcript has 11 exons. The record is from RefSeq and is a predicted model, not a curated record. Gene Ontology annotation, molecular function: protein serine/threonine kinase activator activity. Gene Ontology annotation, biological process: intracellular signal transduction.